This is a messenger RNA of Musa acuminata AAA Group (dessert banana), 2336 nucleotides long. RefSeq names its product aberrant root formation protein 4-like. NCBI's taxonomy places the organism in Eukaryota, Viridiplantae, Streptophyta, Magnoliopsida, Zingiberales, Musaceae. Bases 74 to 1921 code for a protein of 615 amino acids. The record is from RefSeq and is a predicted model, not a curated record. Gene Ontology annotation, molecular function: ubiquitin-protein transferase inhibitor activity. The transcript is spliced from 14 exons. Gene Ontology annotation, cellular component: cytoplasm.
ACGAGCGAAACCCAAGGCUGUUACUCCGAGUUGAACUCACCGCUCUGUCUGCUCGCCAGCGGACGCCGUGGGGAUGGCGGCGGAGAGCCCCUCGGGCGAACUCAACCUCGGCGAGAUCGAGCUGCAAGAUCCCUCCCCUCCACCCUCUCUUCGCCUCACGGCUGCACUCGAUGCUUGCUCCAAGUCCUUUGAGUCUGGCGAUCUCGGCAAGUCUGAUGAGGCGGUCGCGGCGGUAGUGAGCUUCCUCGAUUCGAUCGUCGAUCCUGGUAACGCCGCGAUCGAUGAUGCCGUCGCGCAGAACGCACUUGAGGAGAUCCACCACUACUUGUCAUCUGCUUCGUCGAAUCAGACGGUAGUUGAGGCACUCUCUCUUGAGCUCCCCAAGGUGGUGGUGAAAUUUGUAGCUUUAUCAGAUCGUUGUCGGGAGAUUGCUGAGAGUAUUAUCGACCAUCUCGUAGCCACCUGUAGUCCACGGGACUUGCUGUCGAUUCUUUGUGAGGCAUCAGAUACCCAGAUUAGAGUGUCGAAGUCACCAAGUUACUUUAUUCCGCUCUUAGGGGGGAUCUCAAAAGUUUUUCUUUGUAUACAGAGGCGUCAUCUUGAACAAGUAAACGCAGCACUACCUGCUAUCCUUGAAGUUCUUUAUGCUUGUUCUUCGGAGUCUGACGACGAAGAGAAAGAUAACUAUCAGGACUUAUUUAGCACAGCGGUUGGCAUUGGAACAUCUAUUCAAGCAAUUUGUGGGAAAAUGGUUGGAAGAAGAAAAGAAGAGCUACAUGCAAUACUUGGUCUUUAUGUCCUGCAAAAUAUAGCUCUUGUAUCAAGAAGCAAACAUGCAAAUAUUAUUUCAAGCUACUGUUCACUUGUUCUGCGAUUUUCUGAGUUGCUUCCCUUUUGUGGGUUCUCCUUUUAUGGUCUGAUAAUGGGAUCCGAUGUCAGUUCAGCUAUUGAUGAAGUUUCCAAAGAGGAUGACAAUGGCUUGCUGGCCUGCUUUUCGUUGGCAGUGAAUGGGGCAGCUCUUGCAGUUAUAUGGGGGUAUAUCAAUAAUGAAGUUGCAAAAGCUGCUGGGGACCAGUUGACGGCUGUUCUAGACAAAAUUCGAAGCAAUCGAAGUGAAAGGUGGCAAGUUAUUGGGAUGUUGAAACCUAUACUUUCCUCGAUAGACUAUUCAUGGGAAAUAAAAUAUCAUUGCAUAGACCUGCUAGGUAGCAUAAUGGAUGGAACUAACACUGAAGAACGUAACGAUGAUAACGAUAUUGAUUUCUCAUCCGUUAUGCCGAGUCUCUUUACUACCCUCCAGGCUAUCCAAAGGAUCAUGAUUAGUGCUUCAGAUGCCUCAAUAAGAAAAAAAGCUUUUGCCACACUUAGAAAGAUAAUUUCAGAUCUUCCAUCUUCCCAUCGAUUUGACAUGCUAAAGGUUCUUAUUACUAAUAGCAAUUCCCCUUCAAUGAUUGCAAUUCUUAUUGAUCUUGUGAGGGAGGAAAUUGUUGCUGAAAGAAAUCAGGGAACAUCAUCAGAAAAUUGUCUAGACAUUCAUGUAGAGAAGAGAAAGGGACCGUUUUGGAGCUCUUAUGCCCUUGACCUUGUGGGUCUGGUUUUGAAGCCUCCAAAAGGAGGUCCUCCUUCUCUCCCUGAAGAUAGUGAUCCGGUUCUAUCUGCUCUCAAUCUGUUUAGAUUUAUUUUGAUAAUGGAGUCCACAGGAAAAACAAACCACACUGGUGUGCUCACGAAGAGUACCUUGCAAAUGGCCUACACAGAGUGGCUUCUACCUCUUAGAACACUGGUCGCCGGCGUUUCGGCAGAGAACGAGAAGGAUGAAAGCGAGCUUGCAGAUCACAUUUUCUGUGCCUUAAAUCCUGUCCAAUUGGUACUCUACCGUUGCAUUGAAUUGGUCGAAGACAAUCUUAAACAUUCAAAAUGAAAUUGGCGGUAGCUUGUGCAGAGGAUCCGCAGCUGAUUUCCACUUACUUUCACUGUGUGUAAAUCACAAGAUAUGACGGAACAAUUGCCUCAGAUGUGAUCCAGCAAGCGUGUGCUGAAGCUGCUAUGCUAGCACAGCAGAAUGAUCAGAUCUUGCUGCGAGUCAAGUUAAUUCUGUCGCCGAGAGUGUCAUGAUGGUAUCCUCUGCUGCUUCCUGUCAGAUUACAAAGGAGUAACUCGAGCCAUGCAAUUUUGGGCAUCAUCGGCCACCAACCCAAGAUCCUCCUUGAGAACCCAUUUUUAUUGGAAGAGUCUGGAUUAGCACACGGUACGAUUACUUCUAAUGAAAAGCGCUGGUCAUAUUACUUGCUUUUGUCAUGUUCUUGUUUCCAAAGUACUUAAUUAUUUUACAUUCA